UAGAGUGUCAGCACUGUACUCCAAUCGCGCGUUGUUGCGCCUGCGUCGCGUCUGUCUGCGUCCGUGUGCUAGCAGCGCGCCCGCUUUCUGCCUUCACGGGACUGCUUCUAGCGCUGCUAGCUGCUAGUGUGUGUGUGUGCCUCAGCUGUCGUGUUUUGCGGAGAAGAUGGUGCCAGGAUUUCGGUGCAUGUAGCGUGUGCGGUCAGUGGGUGCUGCGAUGGAGUGUUUUGUUGUUGUGGCCUUAUGAUCAGCGCAAGCGAUGAACAACCGAACGCAGCCGUACUACAACAACUCUCUGGCCAUUCGGCAGGAGAUCCAACGCUUCGAAAGCGUCCACCCGAGCAUUUAUGCCAUCUACGAUCUUCUCGAAGUCAUUCCGGAUCCGCUGCUGGCUCAACAGAUCCGCGAGCACGUCGUCUGCAUCGAAGGUAAGGCACCACUCCUUUUGGGGAUCCUGGCAUCGACUCGAGGUACCGUGCAUGGGAUUGUGUAAUCCUCGCCGAUUUGUGUACCGAGUGUGGUGAGAGAAAUUGAAAAACCGUUGGAAGGUGAGCGCUGAGUUUGGACGGAAGCGAUGAGUUAUUUUAAAACAUGUACAGUAACGCAGCAGCGUGUUUAAUCCGCCGUGCCACAUGAACACGCGAACCUCUCUGAAGGUUAAUGCUACCACAGUCCCUUAAUACUUAAAAUACUUAAUACUUAAAAGCUAUUAAGGGACUAUGAUGCUACUUACUUUCUGGAAGAGUAGUCUACCAUCUUACUAUGGUUACGUGUCUAAUAACAUGCCGACUCUUCCGAAUUUUACGUCAGCUUUACUACUCUGGGUUCAUUCUACGAUUUUAAGAAUCUUUCGUCGAGCUUUACGGAGAAAUAAGUUCUGCUUGCGAAGAAGUAUUGCCCGUCGGUGGAAGUAUGCUGGUGGUGGAAGGAUAUAUAGGUUUGCAGAAUAAGUGGAUGCUCACACGCGGUCUCUCACCAAUAUCUUUGUACGCUAUGUACUCACUCGCACUCGUAUGUACUCGCGCUCAUAGUCGCUUCCGUCUCACACUACGCCGUACCCGCUGAUUCACGCUGAUUAUUCGCGUCCACUUCAGUUCACCGGCACCCGCAUUCAUACUCACGUCCCCUGACAUUCGCCGACAGUCGCAUAACGUUCACGCGUCCACUCAAGUACUGCCUUUCGAUCGCACUCGCGUUAACCGGCACUCGCUCAUAUAGUCAUGCGUGCACUCGCACCCUUCGUCACUGCUGAGGAAUCUCACGCCUGUAUAACGAGUGGGAAGCGAGUUUGAGUCGGUGUAUACCGGCGAGUGAGCACGUCGAGCUAUGGUGGAAGGACACAAGAACGUACUUGCUUCGUGCAUGUUUAUUCGGAGAAGUUCUCGAAGCAGACGAAACGGGCCACAGCAGAGUAACUGGAAAAAGUUGCUAUGAUCAAAAUACUGUCUGUUGCUUCUCGCUUUGUACAGUUCCAGGUUUGGCUUCUGCCCGUGUAUACGGCGCCUAAAUAAAAUCGCCGUUAAAAUAAGGUGCUGUUGUCGACCUCCCCUCUUUCACGUGUAGUGCCCGCGGGAUUUUUACGAAUUUUGUUGCUUACAGGCCGACAGGUGUGCAAAAUGCAAAUAAAGCGUAACUGUGCCAACUGAGACAUACAAGUACCCGAAUAUCGUGUGUGAGAAAAUGCACAUGGAGGAGUUAUGUAACAUGAUGUGGUCUUGUAAACUUCACAUGUGGCGUUUUACGUACACUUCACAUCUGGAUCUGCUCCUCUUUUUUUUUUUUUUUUCGUUAUGGAAGCAAUGUUGCAGCUUUGCAAUUGGCCCAGCCGGCGACGUGAAACGAACAGCCGUAUCUUCGAAAUCAGCACCGGACCUUGCUGCAUUCAAAGGGAUUCGACGAAUCCUGCCCGUACGCAGUGCGGAAGACGUCCCACUGUACGCACGCGAACUAAAAUGUCAGUGCAUGUGCCAAUGUCCGCACACAGGGAAGCCGCUAUCGAUCAUUCCAACCCGUCGCCCGACAGUGCG
Molecule: messenger RNA, 2027 nt
Organism: Dermacentor silvarum
Lineage: Eukaryota; Metazoa; Arthropoda; Arachnida; Ixodida; Ixodidae
Product: centaurin-gamma-1A-like
Exons: 2
Coding region: 260-493 (77 amino acids)
Source: RefSeq, a predicted model, not a curated record